Thelazia callipaeda (thelaziosis nematode) is the source of this 564-nucleotide messenger RNA. NCBI's taxonomy places the organism in Eukaryota, Metazoa, Nematoda, Chromadorea, Rhabditida, Thelaziidae. The record is from the annotation of a GenBank genome assembly.
AUGAAGAAUCACACUACGAACCGUACGUCCAGCCAACUCAUGCACACACAUAUCGCUGAAAAGAUAUACAUCUGCAAUUUGUGCAACGAAGGAUUCACACGUGUUAACUAUUUGAAUACGCAUAAGCGUAUACAUAUCGGGGAAAAACCGUGCAUAUGUUAUGUAUGCGAAAAAGGAUUUAGGACGUCUGGUGAUUUGAAUGUCCACAAGCGCACACAUACGGGAGAAAAACCGUACAUAUGUGAUGUGUGCAAAAAAGGAUUCCGGACGUAUUAUGCUUUGAAUGUACAUAAGCGCACACAUACGGGUGAAAAACCUUACGAAUGCGAUGUGUGCAAUAAAGGAUUCACGUCUUCUAAUGAUUUGAAUGUCCACAAGCGCACACAUACGGGUGAAAAACCAUACAUAUGUGAUCUGUGCAAAAAAGGAUUUGCGUUUUCUAGUAAUUUGAAUAAACACAAACGCAUACAUACUGAUAUAAAAGCAUACAUGUGCAGCAAUUGUGCAAAAAACUUCACACAGACUGCACACUUGAAGAAACAUAAUUGUGCACGUAUCGGAUAA